This is a messenger RNA of Spodoptera litura, 1341 nucleotides long. RefSeq lists its product as uncharacterized. The record is from RefSeq and is a predicted model, not a curated record. Lineage: Eukaryota; Metazoa; Arthropoda; Insecta; Lepidoptera; Noctuidae.
GUUAGACAUGUUGAAGUAAAAUGCGGUAUUUUUAUUUAACGAUACUGAUAUUGUAUAUUAAUUUUAUUCACGCAACUAUUUUUUCUAAUUUCAGAGAUAACAUUCUAUCGAUUUUCGAUGAGGAACGACGUGAUGUCAAUGGUGAAAAUAGGCAUAAUUUUAAGGGUUCAGGGAGUAUUUUCCAAAAUAUAAGGCAGCAAAAUGCUAUAGACAAAAAGACAGCUCAGGAUAAAGCGAAAGUUUUGCAAAACGCUAAAAUGCACGAGGUAGACAUGAAAACAGCACGCACUUUACUUCGUUCCAAGCAGUUCGAAAUCAAGGACAAAAGGGCUGGAAAAGAAUAUUACCAAAUGGAUCCAGUAUUGAAUGAAAUAAGAAAAGUAUUUGGAGCUAAGCCUGCACGACGCCAAUCGUCGAAGAGAAAAAAUAGAAACAACUAUGAUGAAAGUUCAUCCAGUAGCAGUUCUGAUGACAUGUCAUUCUGGAAGCAGGACUUUAAUGAAUUUAUGAUGGAAAAGAAAUUUGAAGCGCUCAAUGCGACCUUAUCAAGGGGAGACGUGGUGAACAUGGUAGCAGCAAGACCAUGGGGAGUUCCUUGCGGAGAUCCUGAUCAACACGACACACCGUGGGGCUCCUGCAUGUUACCUGGUGAAUGUGAAUCAGAAUACAGAAUAUAUCGCGGUGAUUACAUCUGUGGUCGAACCACCUUCGUUUGCUGUUCUUUGCAAUACACAAAUUACGACAUGUACCAAGGACUGGAAGCUACCUUCGAAGGCAGCAGCUUCUCAACAGAUUCAUCAGAAAAGAAGAACAUACCGCCUAAGCACAAGAAACGCAAGCGCGAGAGAAAGAAGCGGAAGAGAGAGAGAGAUAUGAGAAAACGGAAGAUUAAGCGAAACAUUAAAAAAAUAGUGCAAGAAAUUAAAUCGAUAUUACAUAGAGCUUAUUCAAAUGGAACUACGAUGCGAAAGAAGAAGACAAAGGAAUUAAAGAAGUUCAUUGAGAACAUGAAGAAGCAAUACAAAAAAGACCGACAAUCCGUUUUGCAUGUACAUGAGUUUGAUAUGACGCAAAUUGACGAGAGGUUGCAGAAAAGGUUGGAGCAAGUCAAAGGCGUUAAUGAAAAAUUCUUUUCCAACGAUACUUUUAGAGAUAUAUUGAUUAACGGUACAACUAAGGAAAAGUUGAAGAAGUUUUUACGGACACAUCCGAAGUUGAGGAAGAUUUUAACCCAAAGACGUCAGGACGGUGGCUUAUUGGAACCAGUGAUUGAAGACACGAGGUCUGAUGAUCUUCAAUAUGACAUAGAAUACGGUUUUCUUUAUUAUUGAAUAAAUGUUU